UGAGAGCAAAUGGGGAGGAGAUUACAGCAGAGGCUAUGUCAAUCUUUUACAAGAACUUUUUAAACGAAGCUUAUGAUAGACACAUGGAAUACAACCGAACCUGGUGGAGAAUGAACUUUCAGCAGUUGUACCCCGGAUUUAAAGCAGCGUUCCGUUCUUUGAGAAAGAGAACAACGUGCUCAACCAAUUUGAACGCAAGCCAAGGCUUUUGGGAAAAGAGCUUUGAAUCAUAAACUUAUCUCGGUACAUGUGUCAGCAUUUAUUUAUUGAUAUGGUAGACUGAGCAGUAACACAAUAAAAUUCUUACAACUAAUGUAGUGGUACAUCAUCCAUUUGCUGGGAACAGUUAAAUUUCUCUUUUUGAUUUAUAAGCUAGCACCUGCUGCUCGUUCGUCUUCACAUAAUUGGAAGAGU
Messenger RNA from Mycotypha africana, 414 nucleotides. RefSeq lists its product as uncharacterized. The coding region runs from base 36 to 233 and encodes 65 amino acids. Gene Ontology annotation, cellular component: mitochondrion. The record is from RefSeq and is a predicted model, not a curated record. NCBI's taxonomy places the organism in Eukaryota, Fungi, Mucoromycota, Mucoromycetes, Mucorales, Mycotyphaceae. Gene Ontology annotation, biological process: intrinsic apoptotic signaling pathway. The transcript has 2 exons.